Messenger RNA from Clarias gariepinus (North African catfish), 2133 nucleotides. It is a transcript of the gene p2rx4a, whose product is annotated as purinergic receptor P2X, ligand-gated ion channel, 4a. Gene Ontology annotation, cellular component: nuclear inner membrane; plasma membrane. Gene Ontology annotation, biological process: response to ATP; monoatomic cation transmembrane transport. Bases 181 to 1332 code for a protein of 383 amino acids. The transcript is spliced from 12 exons. Gene Ontology annotation, molecular function: ATP binding; purinergic nucleotide receptor activity; extracellularly ATP-gated monoatomic cation channel activity. The record is from RefSeq and is a predicted model, not a curated record. NCBI's taxonomy places the organism in Eukaryota, Metazoa, Chordata, Actinopteri, Siluriformes, Clariidae.
CAGCGGGAUGACUCGGUGCUGGGAUUGUCAGGGCUUUCUAUGUUAAUUAGUCACCAAACAUGUGACUUUAUCACGACAGUGAGAAGAAGAGAAUUCGUGUGUGUGUGUGUGUGUGUGUGUGUGUGCCUGUCACGACAAGAGGACUUUUGUUGAAUUCUCCUGGUUUCUAAGCAGAAGAGCAUGGCGUGUAGUUCAGCUCUCAGGUGUUUCCUGGACUACUCCACCGCUAAGGUUCUGGUGAUUCAGAGUAACAAAGUGGGCGCGAUUUACCGCCUGAGCCAGGCUCUGGUUAUAGCGUAUAUUGUAGGAUAUGUAUGUGUUCUGAAGAAAGGCUACCAGGACACAGACUCCAUCCUCAGCUCAGUCACUACCAAAGUAAAAGGCCUGGCACUGAUCAACACAACGGACUUGGGCCUACGGAUUUGGGACGUGGCCGACUACGUUGUGCCCCCUCAGGAGGAAAAUUCCUUUUUUGUGUUGACAAACCUGAACAUUACACCAAACCAGACACAGUCACAGUGUCCUGAGAAUCCUGGAAAUGAAACAUUAUGUGUCUCAGAUCAAGACUGUAAGAGAGGAUUUCAUGACAGUCGGCGAAAUGGUGUGCAGACAGGCAGGUGUGUGAACUUCUCAGAGACAGAGAAGACGUGUGAGGUGUUUGCCUGGUGUCCUGUGGAGAAAGACAACAGUCCCCCAAACCCUGCAAUGCUAGCAGAAGCAGAAAACUUCACUGUCUUAAUAAAAAACAGCAUUCGAUACCCCAAAUUCAAUUUCUCCAAACGAAACCUACUGCCCCAAAUAAACAGUACCUACUUGUCGGCAUGUGUGUUUAACCGUAAAACAGAUCCAGACUGCCCAAUCUUUAGACUUGGAGACAUUGUAUCUGAAGCCAAUGAGGAUUUCCAGACCAUGGCAGUUCAGGGGGGUGUGAUGGGAGUGCAGAUCAGCUGGAACUGUGACCUGGACUUGUCUGAGAAAUCAUGUGUUCCACAAUAUGCAUUCCGCAGGUUGGAUGAUAAGGACCCUGACAACAUUGCCCCAGGAUACAACUUUAGAUUUGCAAAAUAUUACAAAAACGCAGAUGGCCAGGAGAUCAGGACUUUAAUCAAAGGAUACGGCAUCCGUUUUGAUGUUAUGGUCUUUGGAACUGCAGGGAAAUUCAACAUUAUCCCAACACUGCUUAAUAUCGGGGCUGGCUUGGCACUCCUUGGCCUGGUGAAUGUGGUGUGUGACUGCAUAUCUCUGACUUUCAUGCAAAAAAGACACUAUUACAGAGAACAGAAAUAUACUUAUGUCAAUGACUAUGAGACUUUGUCCAGUGAUGUUCCAUAAAAGCCAUGCUGUCAUGACAUGAAGAUGUGCCAGAUGCCAGUUUACUAAUGUUUGUAUUUUAAUUACUGUGCUAAACAUUAUCAUACUUGCAUAUAUCAAUUAAUUUAAAUGUAAAUGAAGCUACUGUAAAAUCAGUUUUAAUACUUAAUGCUGAUCAAGUGUGUAAAUCUUGCAGACUGUAUAUUUUAGUAUAGUUCCCAUGUUUUUAUUAUGUUUUAAAAAAUUUUAAUUUUUUUAAAUUAUUAUUAUUGUCUGUGAGGGACGUUCAAGUCAAACUGGGAUUUUUGAUUUGUAUUUUAAAGUUAAAUCCAGAAAUACAUUGUUUAUCAAUUAUUAUUUUGUGGUAAGCUCAAAUGCCAUAAAAAUAUAUAAACAGAGACCAUAAAGAAAACACUUUUCCCUCAGUAGUUUCUCUAUGGAAGUGCCACUACAUCGAUUUUCAUUUCACUUUUUGCACUUCUCCAUAUGACUCAGAUGUGCACUUCAAAAAAUGGAAAUUAUAUAACAAUCAGACAUAAUAUUAAAACCACGUACAGGUGAAGUGAAUAACAUUACUUAUUUUCUUAUAUUAACACCUUUUUAUGUCAGCAAGUAAACAUUCAGUUUACGGUCCAGGACUGUGAUUUCCAUCUACUAAUGAGUAUAAAAUAGAAUGCAUUGCAAUCUGUCUGUCAUUUUUAAAUAGCUAUGCCUUGCUGGUUGAGACAAAGCAACCAUAAGAACAAAAGCAAUUAUGAUUUUGCUUUUCAGUGCAAUUUUGGGUUUUAUUCUUGAAAUAAAUGAAGAGCAAUGACAUUUGUA